Molecule: messenger RNA, 999 nt
Organism: Triticum turgidum subsp. durum (durum wheat)
Lineage: Eukaryota; Viridiplantae; Streptophyta; Magnoliopsida; Poales; Poaceae
Source: the annotation of a GenBank genome assembly
AUGGCCUGGUCUAGCUGUGGGUCCAAGUCGGAAGGUGUGAGGGUGCCAAAAGGAAUCGGCAAACUCAAAGAGCUGCAAAUACUAGAGGUUGUAGACAUCAGCCGAACUAGUUGCAAAGCAAUUAAAGAGCUAGGUGAGCUUGUGCAGCUGAGAAAACUAAGCGUGGUAACAGAAGGGGCCACCAAACAAAUAUGCAAGCUACUCUGUGAUGCCAUUCAGAAGCUCACUUGCCUCUGCUCCCUUUCAGUGGAUGGUUCACUCGAGUGGCUGCAUGAUGUUUCCUCUCCUCCUCCCAUGUUGAGGAGUCUCAAGUUGCAUGGAUGCCUUGGAGAGAUUCCAAGCUGGUUUGGGAAUCUGACGCAUUUGGUCAAGCUUUACUUAUCGGACAGCAUAAUAAAUGAAGAUGGUAAAAUCAUGGAAAUACUAGGGCCACUUCCCAACCUCAUGCAGCUUCGUCUUGGAGAUGGCUCUUAUAUUGGGGAGAAGUUGGUGUUCAAAACAGAAGCAUUCCCAAAUCUCAAGAAGCUUGGUAUUUGUGAUCUGGUGGGACCGAGAGAGUUGAAAUUUGAGGAUGGCACCUCACCCCAGCUGGCAAUGAUAUAUAUCGGAUGGUGCGAAUUGGCAUCAGGAAUUAUUGGAGUCAACCACCUUCCAAAGCUCAAGGAGAUCGCACUUGGGUACGAUUGUCGAGUGGCGAAGCUUGCUAUGCUGCAAAGUGAAGUGGGUGCACAUACCAACAGUCCCGUGCUGCGACUGUCCGAGGAACGGAGCGACCACGACCUGGGAGGGACCGUCGCCCAAGUGGAAGAAGCAACGGUGGAAUCCUCAUCUCUCCAUCCCGAGCCUGCAGCUGCAGGAGAGAGCUCACGGUCCCAAGCGGUGGGCAUGGAGACGGCAAACAUCAGCAGCCAAGAUCCUGACAUAAGGGAGGCCCAAGGCUCUGCUUUGGUGGAAGAUGAUUUCUGGUCCUGCAAUUCCGACGACGAAGACGACGCUUGA